Molecule: messenger RNA, 979 nt
Organism: Daucus carota subsp. sativus
Lineage: Eukaryota; Viridiplantae; Streptophyta; Magnoliopsida; Apiales; Apiaceae
Product: transcription factor bHLH162
Exons: 3
Coding region: 111-719 (202 amino acids)
Biological process (GO): regulation of transcription by RNA polymerase II
Cellular component (GO): RNA polymerase II transcription regulator complex
Molecular function (GO): protein dimerization activity; RNA polymerase II transcription regulatory region sequence-specific DNA binding; DNA-binding transcription factor activity, RNA polymerase II-specific
Source: RefSeq, a predicted model, not a curated record
GUUGAUUGCACAAACACUAUCCUAACUUAGUACUACCUCCAAACAUAUCUAACCUCUCUUUAGACUCCAAUAGUGAACUUGUAAUUUACAAAUAAUAACGAACUUGUUAUAUGGAAAUGAUGGGGGAGGUUAUGAAUUUUAGUGCUGCAGCAUCACCAGGUUCAGCAACCAGGAGUAAACUAGACCGGAAGACGGUGGAGAGGAAUCGACGGAUACAUAUGAAAGGACUUUGUCUCCGACUCACUUCUCUUGUCCCUCCUCAUUACUUCAACCCCUCCAGGGAGUUGUUAUCACAACAAGCUCAGCUGGACCAGACAGCCGCUUACAUUAAGGAACUAAAAGAGCGGAUCGACGAAUUAAAGGUGAAGAAGCAAUUACUAACUCCAAUGAGCAGCAGCAGCCAUACGAGCAGCCCGGCAUCCUCAUCAUUCAUAGUGCCCGUGGUUGAAUUACGAGAGCUGGGUUCGAGUAACAUAGAAGUAGUCGUGGUCAGUGGUUUAGCAAAGAACUUCAGGUUAUGUGAUGUCAUCAGUGUUCUUCAGGAAGAAGGAACAGAUGUAAUCAGCAUUAAUGUUUCCAGUGUCGGAGAUCGAGUUUUCCACACACUACAUGCCCAGGUAAAAGUGUGUAGAGUUGGAGUGGACAUCACAAGGGUUUGGCAGAGAUUACAAGAACUAAUGUCUUUAGCUUACCUGUGUGAAGAUGCACAGUCUUAUUGACCAGAAGACGGAGGCGCGUUGACGAUGACGACGAUGAUGUAUAAUUGGUGUACAUGUGAAGCUCGUAUCAUAAUCUUUCAGCGUCAUAUGUUUCUUCUGCAUUAUGGCACUUUAAUAUAGUAAAUGCUAUUAUUGCAUGUACAAAUAUCAAAAUUUAAAGCCGUGUAGGGCGCAAUUUAAAUCCAUGUGGUUUCAAAUGACAAAUGAGUAUCGUACACGAGAACAGAACCAUAAGUAAGGAAAUGUUAUUUGCGUUCCCA